AUGGGUCGCUGGGGAUUCCGUACGUCAAGAUCGCAGGAAUCCUUCUCUGGACUCAGUCUCACUGACCUCUCUGUUCUAGGUCUGUUCGAGUCAGCCGAUGACUUGGACUUUCCUAUCAUGCUGCCAGGAAUCCUUGGUAUUGAUGAAAAUGAGUGGGAAUAUACACUUCGCCAACUAGUCCACCAAAGUGAUAUGCUUGCUCUAGCGGAGUCGACUGCUUGGUAA
Messenger RNA from Penicillium vulpinum, 225 nucleotides. RefSeq lists its product as uncharacterized. Lineage: Eukaryota; Fungi; Ascomycota; Eurotiomycetes; Eurotiales; Aspergillaceae. The coding region runs from base 1 to 225 and encodes 74 amino acids. The record is from RefSeq and is a predicted model, not a curated record. The transcript has a single exon.